AUGUCACCAGGCAGGCCCCCACAAACUGUUGCUGUAACCCCUGGAAAGAAGAAAACACAACAAGAUGAAGAGCUGCAUGCUCCAGCUCCACCACCACCACUAGUGGCUUCCUUCAUCACAAAUGAAGUAGACAUGCGAUAUCACAAUGAUUUGCUGAAUCUAAUUCCAGAAGAAUUCAUUUCUGUGCCCUUGAUACUGCAUUGUAUGCUGGAACAGGUUGUGGCAAGUGAAGAAGACCUUGUCCCACGGAGUCUGGCAGAGCCGCCUCCCAGAACAGAUGGGCUGGACCACAGAAUUGCAGCUCACAUCAUGUCCAUCCUGCCCUCUCUCUGUCUGACAGAGAGGGAGAAAAAGAAUCUCCAUGAAAUAUUCUUAUCUGAAGAGGAAAAUGAAAGCAAACCAGUGCCCAGAGGCCCUCUCCUACUGAACUAUCACGAUGCCCUCGCCCACAAGAAAUAUGUGCUAAAGGACCUAAAGAAUUUUGACCUGGUUCAAGUUGAGCAGAAGAUGCAGUCUAAGUUGCCACUGUGGGAAUUCCUUGAAUUCCUUCUGCCUCCGCCAUGGAACAGCACAAAACGUCUAGCUACAAUUCAUGAGCUCAUGCACUUUUGUACAAGUGAAGUUUUGAGCUAGAAUGAAGUAGAACGAGCCUUCAAAGUGUUUACUUUUGAGAGCCUGAAACUCUCUGAGGUUGAUGAAGAAGGGAAACUGAAGCAUUCUAGAAUGAUGUAUGGGACAGAUUCUGAGAUGUUCAACAUACCAUGGGACAACCCUGCCAGCUUUGCUAAACAGAUAAGGCAAAAGUACAUCAUGAAAAUGAAUACCCAAGAGACCAGACAUCAAACAGAUAGUGGAAUCAAAGACAGAAUUUUAUUUCUGGAUCAGAAUUGGUCAACAUCUAUGCCAGAUGAUGAGAUCAACAAAGAACCUUCCAAUCCUAGUCAUCCUGAUACUAACAAUAUGAAGUAUUCUGACCUGGAUAAUAGGAAAUCCUUAGACUCUGAUUACAGAGAACCAUCAGCGCAGAACAGCUUGAAGUCGCAGCUCCAACCUGAGCCUUUGAAGCAGACCGUGAACAAUGAGAUCAAAGAUAAAGCGGUCACAAAUGCUGAUCCUCUUGAAAAGAAACCCAAGAAGAUGACUGUGGAAGCAGAGUUACAGGACAUAAAGAAAAUGCAGCAACACAAUCUAAUGGACUGGAGUUUUACUGAACAUUUUAAGCCAGAAGUUCUGCUUCAGGUUCUUCAAGAAGCCAAUCAGCAAUACAGGUGUAUUGAUUCUUAUUACCACACCCAGGAUAACUCUUUACUGUUGGUCUUUCCUAAUCCAAUGAAUUUGCAACGUCUGCACUGUGAACAUUGGAACAUUGCUCUUCCCUGUAAUGUUGGAUUCAGGAAUUAUUUGGAACUUGUUGCAAAAUCCAUUCAAGAUUGGAUCAUAAAAGAAGAAGCUGUAUAUCAGGAAGCUAAAUCUGAGGAAAUCAGUAGGACCAAGAAUGAGCUGGAAAUAAAAUCUUCUGCUGGUACCAAAAUUUCUUCUACUAGCAAAAUUUAUUCUAUUAAAAAAUCUAAAACUAAGUAA
This is a messenger RNA of Lagenorhynchus albirostris (white-beaked dolphin), 1581 nucleotides long. Its product is annotated as sperm-associated antigen 17-like. Gene Ontology annotation, cellular component: axonemal central apparatus. Lineage: Eukaryota; Metazoa; Chordata; Mammalia; Artiodactyla; Delphinidae. The record is from RefSeq and is a predicted model, not a curated record. Gene Ontology annotation, biological process: epithelial cilium movement involved in extracellular fluid movement; axonemal central apparatus assembly.